AUGCAAGCUGAAGCCAAAAUUUCACCCAAUAUGCCUCAAUAUGAUAACAUUUCCGAAGAUCUUACAAAUGUCAUGGAGGAACCAGCUACAAUCCAAAGAGAACGUAAAGACCUCUAUCAUCCCACAAGUCCAAACGGUGUUCCCGAUCUCCGCAGUCAGCAGUGGGUGUUCCUCUUGCCAGGUGCGCUUAGGGACGCAGAGCGUGCUCGCAUCGACCGAGACACAUGGCGCAUCGUAAAUGGAAUGUCCAAAUGGCUCGUGAGAACCAAACCUGGGACUGCCACUGUGCGCUCCCACUCAGUGCUCGCCACAAGGUGUCCUGGUCUGUCAGCUCGGAUUGUGAAAAGCAUUGUGAGAUAUAUGCAAAGGCGUUGUUAUACACAUGCUUUUCUUUGGUGGAAAAGUGAGCAAAACAUGAACCUCAGUCCGCCCAGUUUUGGUCUCAAGAGAGGAGGAAGUUUUAACUUGCUGAAUUGUUUCUAUUCAUCUGGCAGGUUUUGUGACUUUAGGAUUUAUGCCUUUAAUGACCGGCUCUUUUCUUUUGGAUGGCGGCAUGCUAGGUUUCUAAAAGUUUGGUUUGCAAUUGGAGUUGCUUUCAGUUUUGUGGCGUUAAUUGGAUCUAUAAUGAUACUAUUAUGGGAAUUAGCUGGAAAUUUUCAUCUUGGCAGAGAAAUUUCUGUGCAUGAUCAUCGUUCAGUGAAUUGGUUGUUCGGCACCACUUCCUUGGUUCCUGGUUUGAGCCUAUCUGUCAUGGACACUGUCAUCAUUGUCUUCUCUACAUUAUUUUCUGUUGCUAUUCAUGAACUUGGUCAUGCUAUUGCUGCUGCAAGCACAGGUUUACAAAUUGAGUACAUUGCCGUAUUCUUGGCAAUCAUAUUUCCUGGAGCGUUGGUUGCUUUUAAUUAUGACGUGCUGCAGAGUUUACCUCGUUUUUCUAUGCUUAGAAUAUAUUGUGCUGGCAUUUGGCUUAAUGCAGUGGAAGAAUCCUGCAUGAAACCGGUUCUCAUCCCCAGUAUGUCGUGGGUUGAGGUAUCUUAUUCAAGCCCAUACACUCCCCAGUGUUCAAAGCCAAAUGAAAAGAUGGCAACUGCAGAGCUAUGA
Dioscorea cayenensis subsp. rotundata (Guinea yam) is the source of this 1101-nucleotide messenger RNA. RefSeq lists its product as uncharacterized. Bases 1 to 1101 code for a protein of 366 amino acids. Lineage: Eukaryota; Viridiplantae; Streptophyta; Magnoliopsida; Dioscoreales; Dioscoreaceae. The transcript has 10 exons. Gene Ontology annotation, cellular component: membrane; cytoplasm. Gene Ontology annotation, biological process: regulation of response to endoplasmic reticulum stress; membrane protein intracellular domain proteolysis. Gene Ontology annotation, molecular function: metalloendopeptidase activity. The record is from RefSeq and is a predicted model, not a curated record.